This is a messenger RNA of Paramecium sonneborni, 626 nucleotides long. The record is from the annotation of a GenBank genome assembly. Lineage: Eukaryota; Ciliophora; Oligohymenophorea; Peniculida; Parameciidae.
AAUUAAUAAGAAUGUCACAACCGUCCGAAACUAAACAAUCAAUAUAAAGUGGCAGGAUGGUGUUACAUCCAUCAUUAAAGUUAGAUAAAUCUGCUGCUUUUUUCAAAAAUACAAGAGUUAGUUCAUGCUCUUAUGUAAGAAUGAAAAAAGGUAAUCCUGAAGUAAGAUUUCAAUAUUCAUUAUAUUAAUAGGCUGUUCCAUUUUAUGAAAUUGCUAAUAAAACACCUGCAGAACAUGAAACUAAAUCUACAUUUACAACUUCAUCUUAUGCGUAUUAAUAUAUUAUUAUAAUAAAACAGAGAUGAUUAUAAAGUAAGACCUAAUCUACAUGUUGGAUCUACUAAUAAAUUAUUAGAACCUUAUAAUACAGGAUCAUUUAGAUCAAGAUUACCUGAACCAGAUGCUCCUAUUUUAACUAAAAAUGCUUCACAAAUUGAAUUAGGAGAAAGACAGUAUAUAACUAUUAUUAUUAACACUCUUAGUUUCAAUGUAAAAAGACAUUUCUUAAGCACUGCUCAUAAUGUUUAUGGAAAUUUCGGAAAAUAAGGAAAUAUUACAAACCCAGGAAUAUUAUCAGAAAAAACUAAAUGGCAUCAUCAUUUAUAAUAAAAAUGAUUAUUUUCAAG